UCUCGUCAUGUCCUUUUUUGUGUAGGUUAAAAUUGAUCUAUUUACGACGUCGUGUCUGUGUUUACCUUGGACAUCUCUUUUUGUCUUUUUACUUCUUUCUCGCUCCCUAUCAAAGCUACCACAAAUGGAGCUUUCAAUUCCUCCUCGCCUCCUGAGCAUCUACUCCACCUCCACAGCCGCCGCAACUGCCCUACUAAAAACCAACCCUAGAAUUCCUCUUAGGUUUCCCUCCAUUCCUUUUCUUCCUUUGCAACACUCACUCUCCCCUUUCACUUUGAAACAAAUGAAUAAUAAUUCCCAUUCACCACUUUGUUGUUCCUCUCUUCCCCAAAACAACGGCUCCCCUCCCCCCACUUUGCCUUCAGCCAAUCCAGGUCGGAUUGGAGAGGUGGAGAGAGUGACGAAAGAGACUAAUGUGUGGGUUAAAAUUAACUUGGAUGGCACUGGGGUUGCUAAUUCUAGUACUAGUAUUCCGUUUCUUGAUCAUAUGCUGGAUCAACUAGCGUCUCAUGGGUUGUUCGAUGUGCACGUCAAGGCUACCGGGGACAUUCAUAUUGAUGAUCAUCACACCAAUGAAGAUGUCGCCCUUGCUCUUGGAACGGCAUUGCUUCAGGCACUUGGUGACAGGAAAGGAAUUAACCGGUUUGGUGAUUUUUCAGCUCCUCUUGAUGAAGCAUUGAUACAUGUUUCACUGGAUUUAUCUGGCCGACCACAUCUAAGUUAUGAUUUGAACAUUCCCACUGCAAGAGUUGGGACAUAUGACACUCAGUUGGUGGAGCAUUUUUUCCAGUCUUUGGUCAAUACUUCUGGCAUGACACUACACAUACGGCAGCUUGCAGGAAAAAAUUCACAUCAUAUUAUUGAGGCAACAUUUAAGGCUUUUGCUAGGGCCCUUAGGCAGGCAACAGAAUAUGAUCCACGUCGCCUUGGGACUAUACCAAGCUCAAAAGGGGUUCUAUCGCGAUCUUGAUAUUCCAUGAGCAUCAUACAGAACAUAGGUUAAGCCAUAUGAUCAUAAGAUGAUGUCAAUGACCCCGUUGUCUUUAAGAGGACUUACAUUGAGAUGAAUUGAUUGUGGAUGGAGAUAUCUAAUUAAGAGAUUACAUUGUCUAGGACUUCAUUUCAUAUUUUAUGGUCUUAAUUGUAACUUUUACAUAUACUUAGAACAUUUUAGAAUAUUUAGGUUGUUUUAUAUUAAUUACUAUUUUUGUUCUUCUUCCAAGUAUUAAGGUUUUAGGUUUA
Durio zibethinus is the source of this 1242-nucleotide messenger RNA. Its product is annotated as imidazoleglycerol-phosphate dehydratase 1, chloroplastic. Lineage: Eukaryota; Viridiplantae; Streptophyta; Magnoliopsida; Malvales; Malvaceae. The record is from RefSeq and is a predicted model, not a curated record. Gene Ontology annotation, molecular function: imidazoleglycerol-phosphate dehydratase activity. Gene Ontology annotation, biological process: L-histidine biosynthetic process.